Messenger RNA from Emiliania huxleyi CCMP1516, 1731 nucleotides. RefSeq lists its product as hypothetical. The coding region runs from base 1 to 1731 and encodes 576 amino acids. The record is from RefSeq and is a predicted model, not a curated record. The transcript is spliced from 5 exons. Lineage: Eukaryota; Haptophyta; Isochrysidales; Noelaerhabdaceae.
AUGCGGCCUCUGCCUAGCUUCCUGCUUCUAUGCGCGAGCUACGGCGGGACCGCUAUCGAGUAUGGCUUAUCCUCCGGCCAGUCUGGCCUCGACUAUUGCAUCGCCGAGGCCGACACCACCAGCGACAUGACAGCAUCGACCACCAUGGCAGCUCCAACGGAUUUCAUCCCUUUUUGGUUUGGAGAUCCGUGUUUUGGUUUCGGUUUGGAUCAAACUUGUUACAGCGAACGCGACGCGGCCUCUGGCCUAGCUUCCUGCUUCUAUGCGCGAGCUACGGCGGGACCGCUAUCGAGUAGUGACGACAACUGUUUUGAGGAGGGUUUGUACUUCGAACUAAUCUUUGAGGGAUCGCAAGUGGCUAUGGUCUAUCAAGGCUCCGCCUACAGCAGCAAAGAGUUGAAAAAGCUAGACGACGAGUUCCAGGCCGCCUUCGGAGUAUCCAUAAUGAACCCGAUCACCUUCUUUGCGCCCCCCUCGCUGGUGAGCAAACUGUCGUCUGAGAUGCUGUUCCGGCGCCGCCUUCAUAAGGCAGAGAAGCACGCGGAGGGGUUGGCUGAGAAGGCACUCCAGGCCCAGAGCCGACGCGAGCAGCGCGCGAGAGACGAGGCGGCCGCGGCGCAGAAGCGAGAGGAGGAGGCGCAGCGGCUCAGAGCUAAGCGGGCAGCGGACGAGGCGCGCCGAGAAGCGGAGGCGGCGGCUCUGGAGGAGCAGAGGCGCGCGAUUGCGGCUGAGGCGGAGGCGAAGCUCGCUUGCGAGCGCGCGGCGGCGCAGGAGGUGGCGCGGGUGAAAGAGGCAGAGAGGCUCGCAGCCGAGGAGCAAGCACCAGAGGCACUGCGGCCGUCAGAUGAGAAGCCGGAGGUGGCGGAGCGGCUGUCCGUCGCUGAGUCGCUCACUCACGGGGCGGAGGUUGCAGCUGCUGCGCGUGUGGCGGAGGCUGAGGAGGCAGUUGAGGCCCGGGCGGUGGCGGGGACUAGGGAUGGAGGAGCGGAUGCGGGACGACUAGCGGCCACUGCUAUGGCAACGGAGGCAGCUGUCGCGGUGGCGAGGGCCUUGGAGGCUGCGUCGGCGCUGAGGGCGGCCGCAGCGUCGUCAGCCGCGGCGAGGGAGGAGGCGGAGGCAGCGCAUGCGGCUGCACUGCGCGAGGCUCGGGCGCCGGAGCGGCCUGCAGCUCCCCUGCCGUUCAGGCUGCGGCGCAUCUGCGAUGCGCUCGGGUUGGAACCGGGGCCAAACUUGCCCGCGACGGUACGGAAUGCGGCAGCGGUGCUGGGCAUCACCCCCGUCGGGUCGGGUUUGUUGGGCAAGGACACGCCGUACGCGCGCUUCGGCUCCGAGGUCGCCAUGCGCUUCCUGUCGCCCGACAGCCCGGCGUCGCAGCGCAGCCUCGAGCAGUUUGCAGACUACCUCUCGCAGGAGUGGUACCGGCCGCUGGUCGAGUGGAGCGAGAUGCGGUGGGACGGCGACCUCGUCCUCCUCGGCAACGGCGCCGAGGCCUACCAGCAGGCGGGGGUGCGCUCCUCUCCGACAGCAGCGUGGGUCAGCAUCCGGUGGAUCCUCGCCCGGGUCCUUGCCGAGGGAGGGCACGAGGAGUGGCGUGUGGCGACGGUCUUCGUGCAGGAGCCCGACUCGACGCAGAGCGACGACCUCGAGGCGGCCGCCCUCGCGCUGCCCGCCGAGGCUGCCGCCGCGAUCAGCCGCUGGCGGAAGCGGCAGAUGGCAGAGCCGCGCGCCUGA